AGAAAGAGAAAGACAGAAACACAUCUGUCCAUAUCCAAUACUUGUAUGAUUAGAAAUUCAUCAUGGAAAUAGACAAGGUUUUUCUCAAAUCAGUGAGGGGUGCUCUAAAGAUUGCAGAGAUGGUGACAAACUUCAUAGCGUUUAUUUGCUUUGUGACUGUCUCUGGAACUGCUUCCUAUGUUGCUGCCACCUGGAUGGAGGUAGUGAUCAGCUUCCUCUUCUUCCUCUUGUACCUGCUUAAGCUCAACAAGAAGCUGACUCUGUUCUUCUGGCCCCUCAUUGAUAUCUUGAACUCAACUUUUGCAGCAGUCUUCAUGUGUGUUAUAAGCCUAAUUGCUGUCUCCACUUAUUCAGCAAAUGGAACUUUGGUUGGUGGGAUCAUAGGUUUAAUAGCAACAGGAAUCUGGUGUGUGGAUGCUUCCCUGCUCUUCAAGAAAGUGACUUUCAAUCAACCAAGGAGUUCUGAUAGCGCUCCGGCGGUAUCAUAGAUACACAGGAGUGAUGAGUGUCGAAGUCAGAUGCAGAAGAAAUGACAAUCCGAUGUAUAUCUUUACAACUGCCUAAACAACCAACAAAGAAUAAUUGGUUGUUGUGCCGAAGGUUUUAAAAUCAAUACUUCUAUCCUUUUUAGCUUAUUUUCUAUUUGCAUUGUAUUAAAUAUUAUGAAAUAACAUAUAAGGGGGCCUAUGAAGUUAUUAUUACUAAAGCUUUAAGGCAGCACAUGACAUAUGGUCACAUGAUUUGAAUGGAAUGAGGAAGGCUGAUCAAUCCCGGCCCUUAAGAUUCUCCAGACAAGAGCAACGCCAGGCAAAAUGCUUACUGAGGUCAGAAACACUCCGAAUUAUUGUAUAUGCCAUAAAACAGUAAGAGAAAUGUAAAAAAAGAAAUUCAAAUUACAUUUGAAUCAACUUGUACUGUACACAGUAGAAAUCUGAAGUUGGCUAAAUGUAAACUUUUUUUUUUUUCACCGAAAAAUGCUUGUACAAUCAUUGUAAUAAAAAUGUAUUUUGCUGCUGCAGUCAUUCAGCCUGUCUUGUAAAU
Messenger RNA from Polyodon spathula (Mississippi paddlefish), 1041 nucleotides. Its product is annotated as chemokine-like factor. Gene Ontology annotation, cellular component: membrane. The coding region runs from base 63 to 488 and encodes 141 amino acids. The transcript is spliced from 4 exons. The record is from RefSeq and is a predicted model, not a curated record. NCBI's taxonomy places the organism in Eukaryota, Metazoa, Chordata, Actinopteri, Acipenseriformes, Polyodontidae.